ACGACGUUGAGAAAUCCCUUGACCGCAGCUUACAGCAGCUUGGAUUGCGCUAUGUGGACUUCUUUCUUAUGCACUCUCCAUACGCUCUUUGCAAAGGUUCCAAGGGCAAGCCAAGAUUAAGUUACGAUUGGAAGCUUAUGCUUGAUCAAGGACGCUCGCGAGCAUACCUCGACACUUGGCGCGCGAUGGAGCGACUCGUUGAUACGGGCAAAACGAAGCACAUAGGUGUCGCCAACUUCAAUGCCCGCAAGCUCCGGUGCUUGCUUGAGAGGGCCCGGAUAAAGCCUGCUGUCAACGAGAUUGAACUCCAUCCUUACUUGCCGCAGACCGAGCUGCUAGAAAUGUGCCGAGAGGCGGGUAUCCAUGUUAUAGCUCAUCAGCCACUUGGGGGUCCUAUUGUAUAUCCAGUCUUUCCGACCGAUGAUGACAGGCCGCUAGAGAAUCCCGAGAUUGAGAAACUCGCCAACAGAAAUCGUCGGACAUCCGCUCAGCUCAUUCUUGCUUGGCUCACAGAGCAGGGUGUAACCGUAGUGCCUAGGACCACGCGAGUGAUACAUCUCUAUGAGAAUUCACAACUGAAAAGAGUACCUAGUGCGGCUAUGGCUGCCAUGUCAUCGCUGAGCAGAUCGAAGGGCGCACGUCGGGUCCCGUGGAUUGACGAAUACUUCGAAUCACAGGUAUUCGGUGACGGGAAGGAUCCGUGGACGACUCGUAUUGAGAUGAUGCUGGAAGGACGAAUGCCUCCUCCAGAAUACUUGUAGGAUUGUGUGUUAGAUAUGUCUGAGUUCACGAAACACGAAAUGCAU
This is a messenger RNA of Aspergillus saccharolyticus JOP 1030-1, 806 nucleotides long. Its product is annotated as Aldo/keto reductase. The record is from RefSeq and is a predicted model, not a curated record. Gene Ontology annotation, molecular function: aldose reductase (NADPH) activity. The transcript is spliced from 7 exons. Gene Ontology annotation, cellular component: cytosol. Bases 69 to 761 code for a protein of 230 amino acids. NCBI's taxonomy places the organism in Eukaryota, Fungi, Ascomycota, Eurotiomycetes, Eurotiales, Aspergillaceae.